AUGUCGAAGCGUGAAGAUCCUCCUGCAGAUGAUUGUCCCGCUGACGCUGUCGAGUUUCUGCGCGGACUACGUGAUCUGCAGUCGACGGACACCUUCUGCGACGUCGUCUUGAAAGGGAGCGACGAAUCCUGGGUCUGCAUUCCUUGUCAUCGCAGUGUGCUCAGCGUGCAGAGCCCCUAUUUUCGCGCGGUUUUUUCUCUGAAUUGGAAAGAAUCUUCUGAACCGGAAUACAAGCUGAAGCCUGAACAACAUCGACAACCGCACGUUAAAAAAUUUGCUUACACUAUGAAUCUGAGCCUGAGCGAUGACAGCGUGGUGCCCAUCUUGAUUGCGGCACAGUUUCUGCAGAUGACUCCAGCGGCCCGAAUGUGCUGGGAUUACGUGGAGAAACGCAUGUGCCUUGCCAACUGUUUGGCCGUCCACACUCUGGCUUCUCAGCACCACAAUCCCCGUCUGGGCGACGCAGCUCUGUGCAUGAUUUAUCCACACUUUCUGCGCUUUUCGCAUAGCCACGACUUUCUGCAGAUGGACGCGCAACAAUUGACUGCUCUGAUCGCGUCGGAUGACGUAGAGGUAUUCAGCGAGGAUCACGUGUUAGAUGCGGUGCUGCGCAGGUUAAAUUACGACCGUCCCGGCCGACUAGCGCACGCGCAGACUGUCCUGCACAUGGUCCGUGUUGCCUUUUCCCUCCCUGCCCCCCCUGCCACUCGCGAAUGCUGCUCACUCGCGAAUGCUGCUCACUCGCGAAUGCUGCACACUCGCGAAUGCUGCACACUCUCGAAUGCUGCUCACUCGCGAAUGCUGCUCUGA
Paramacrobiotus metropolitanus is the source of this 810-nucleotide messenger RNA. RefSeq names its product kelch-like protein 7. Gene Ontology annotation, molecular function: protein binding. The coding region runs from base 1 to 810 and encodes 269 amino acids. NCBI's taxonomy places the organism in Eukaryota, Metazoa, Tardigrada, Eutardigrada, Parachela, Macrobiotidae. The record is from RefSeq and is a predicted model, not a curated record. The transcript has 3 exons.